Molecule: messenger RNA, 1128 nt
Organism: Cylindrotheca closterium
Lineage: Eukaryota; Bacillariophyta; Bacillariophyceae; Bacillariales; Bacillariaceae
Source: the annotation of a GenBank genome assembly
AUGCCACAAAACCUGGAUCAGGAAACCCGGAAUAGCAUCUUCUGGGUCAGCGUAAUCAUUGAUUCAUCCCUGGUGGUCGCUAAUCUUGUCAUCAUAACUCGAAAAAUCCCCAAGGCACAACGCAAGGAUGUAUCCUUGUUACUGUGGGGUUGUCUCAAGACAUUGGUAAUCAUGGGAAUACUAUCCCACGUGUGCACCGAAGCGCUGAUUCAGUUUGGAACGAAUGCUACGCCAGCAGGAGUGGACGAGGACCACUAUCAUGUCAAUACGAGCGACCUUUCAUCCUCCAUCAACUUUUGCGAGAAUGAUUUUGUGCACUCACGGCAUGUCGCCGAACCAUCCAAUUCGAUUUCAUCCUUGACAACCUAUUGUCCAUUGGCACUCUUGGGACUACAUUUGAGACCCCAUUCACUAUUACUGAAACCAGAUGUGGGGAAGUUACGAUUCACAUUGGCUUAUCUUUCACUCUUCGCAAUCGGAUUGGGAAGCUUUUGGCUGCACUCUCAGUUGACGGCGGUAUCUCAAGGGGGUGACGAACUACCCAUUCUUUGGUAUCUCGGUAUUGCGACCUUCAUAGUGGUGGAUUGCUUAUUGGACAUUCGAGCAACACCAGGAGCCAAGAAACAUCGCACCAGUCUCUGGCUGGUUGGAUUCAGCACCAUUUCAUCGGCGGUUGCCACAUUGACUUACAUUUUCAAUCGCGAAGAUUUUUUCUUUUUUCAUAUGAUAUUCACGACUUACCUCAUUCUGAUCUUGUUGGGAGAAGGAAUUCUUACUUUUUCAGACUUUUCAAAAUAUGGAGACUCGGGUUCCUUUCGAGAAAAAGUGUUACUCCCAUUGGUCAGUUGCAACAUUUGGGUCUAUCUUUCGGCAUCGUUUCUCUGGGUUUCCGAAAUGUUGUUUUGUCAUGAUGCUACUACGGACUUUCGGUGGGGUGCAACUUUGGCUCCAUGGAUCUUUGAUCGAGCCAUUCAUGCUGGAUGGCAUUGUACAAGUGCCUUGUUAGUAUUUAUGACCAUCCAGAUUCUCUUGUCAGUUUGGGGAUUUCAACAAGGCUGGGGCGAACCUCAAUUGCGAUGGUUUGGAGCACCGUACGUGUACUUUGAGAAGAAGACUAGACAAGCUUAG